This is a messenger RNA of Suillus paluster, 3234 nucleotides long. Its product is annotated as vacuolar protein sorting-associated protein 35. The record is from RefSeq and is a predicted model, not a curated record. The transcript is spliced from 11 exons. The coding region runs from base 87 to 2942 and encodes 951 amino acids. Lineage: Eukaryota; Fungi; Basidiomycota; Agaricomycetes; Boletales; Suillaceae. Gene Ontology annotation, cellular component: retromer, cargo-selective complex; late endosome; retromer complex. Gene Ontology annotation, biological process: intracellular protein transport; retrograde transport, endosome to Golgi.
UGGAAACACAAUUCGUAAAGUACACCAUUUAGGUCUGACGUCGCUGGUAUACGUAGUCUACCACAUCCUCCACGUCAAACGGAGCAAUGGCGACGACGACAGUGGCCCAAGUUGUUGUAGAGGAAGGCAAGCUCCUCAGCGAGUCCCUCAGCACUGUCAAAAUACAGGUCGGCCAGAUGAAGAGGCAUUUGGAUAACGAUGAUAUCAUGGACGCGCUGAAAAGUGCUAGCUUGAUGCUGGCCGAACUUCGGACGUCAUCCUUAUCCCCAAAGCAAUACUACGAACUCUAUAUGGCAGUUUUUGACGCUCUGCGACACCUCUCCAACUAUCUUUACGACGCUCACACCCAGUCACGGCAUCAUCUCGCAGACCUCUACGAACUUGUUCAAUAUGCCGGCAACAUCGUACCCCGAUUAUACCUUAUGAUCACCGUCGGAGCUGUCUACAUGUCUAUUUCAGACGCUCCGGUCAAGGAAAUCAUGAAAGAUAUGAUGGAAAUGUCUCGCGGCAUCUUGCACCCCAUACGAGGCCUGUUCUUGAGGCACUAUCUGAGUGGACAGACGAGAGACCAUUUGCCUAUCGGCGCUGAUACAGGACCUAUCGGAAACCUUGAAGAUUCUAUUUCGUUCGUGCUGACUAACUUCAUCGAGAUGAACAAGCUUUGGGUACGCCUCCAACAUCAAGGCCAUUCCAGAGAUCGCGAAAAGCGCGAGAUGGAACGACGCGACCUCCGUAUCCUCGUCGGCACGAACCUCGUCCGCCUCUCCCAACUCGACGGCGUUGACCUCGAGAUGUACCAGACCAGCAUUCUCCCCGCAAUCCUAGAACAAGUCGUCAACUGCAAAGAUGUGAUCGCACAAGAAUAUUUGAUGGAGGUUGUCAUUCAGGUAUUUACAGACGAGUUCCAUUUACAUACACUCGGUCCGUUCCUUUCUGCUACAGCCCAACUUCACCCAAAGGUGAACAUCAAACUUAUUGUUAUUGCGCUCAUCGACCGGCUUGCUGCGUACGCUGCUCGUGAGGCUGAGAGUGAAGAUCCUGAAGAGACGAAACGCCAGGAAGAGGCUGCUGCUCGCAGACUUGCGGAAAAGGUCAAAGUCCAGAAGGCUCGAGCGCGCGAGAAUGGUGGUGCAACAGUUGCACCACCUCCGGCAGAGGAAGCAUGGGAUAGCGCUGUUGCUGAUGCGGAGAAGCAGAUGGCUCAGAUGGAAGUUGGUGGAGCGACGACGAAUGGCGUUUCGACGGAGGAGAUGAAUGGUGGCAAGGAGAAGGAAGGAUUGCCCGUCCGGAAGUUCAGGGGCGUUCCGGAAAAUGUCCAAUUAUUCGAGGUGUUCUGGAAGCAAGUAGUCGAGCUUAUCAAAGCACGGCCGGACUUGUCGAUACAGGACAUUACCGCUCUGCUUGUAUCCCUCACCAACCUAUCGUUAAGUUGUUAUCCUGACAGGUUAGAAUACGUCGACCAAAUCCUUGGCUUUGCGCAUGACAAAAUCAAGGAGUUCUCAGAAAGCCCCGACCUCCAUGCACCGCAGACAGCUGCAAACCUCGCAGCUCUCCUGGUCGCACCUAUAAAUUCCUACCAAUCCGUCCUCACGCUCCUGGCCAUUCCCCACUACGUUCCUCUACUCUCCCAGCAAUUAUUCUCGACCCGACGAUCGAUCGCCCACUCAGUUAUCUCGAGCGUACUCAAAAACGAAACGAUCAUCGAGGCGCAGGACGAUGUCGACGGGGUCCUGGAGCUUUGUCAUGUCUUGAUCAAGGAUCAAGGCGAUUCCGUUGCACAACAGAGCAGUGCUGCUGGUGCAAAGGAAGUCAGGAGGCAGGGCCCUUAUCAUACGGAGAGGGAGGAUCUAGCAGAGGAACAAGGCUGGGUUGCAAGAAUGGUGCAUCUGUUCCGUGCGGACUCGCUGGAUAUUCAAUUCGAACUGUUACAAACGGCUCGGAAACAUCUCGAAGCUGGCGGCGAGCGUAUGCGCUACACGUUCCCUGCGCUCAUCACCUCCAGUAUCAAGUUGUGUAGACGGUAUAAAAACUGUGAACAUCUGGAGGAGGGCUGGCAAGACAAGGUCAACACGAUACUCAAAUUCGUUCGACAAUGCACCUCCAUCCUUGCCACCCAAGUCGAUGCCCCAGCACUCGCGCUGAGGCUAUUCCUCCUUGCAGCACAGAUCGCAUCUGAAUGUGGUUCCGGAUUCGAGGAUCUUGCCUACGAUUUCUACGUGCAAGCGUUCUCUGUUUACGAAGACAGUAUUUCGGAAAGCAGAGCUCAGCUUGCUGCUAUCACCCUUAUUAUCGGCACCCUUCAAGGCGCGAGGGUGUUUAAUAUCGAUGGGUAUGAUACGUUAAUAACGAAGGCUGCUUUGCAUGGUGCAAGGCUGUUGAAGAAGCAACAUCAGGCUACAGCGGUGCAUGCCGCUAGCCAUCUGUGGUGGCAAGAGGCUGUGGAAGAUGAGGGCGAAGGCGAGGCGGAUGGACCUGCUGUGAAGGAGUCUGAGAAGGCUGCUUUACCCCCUAGGGAGGAUGGUGAAGGUGUUAAGGCCUAUCCGCAUCAGGACAGUAAACGUGUACUGGAAUGCCUUCAGAAGUCGUUGCGCAUAGCAAACUCUGCCACAGAGGAGAUAGUCACAGUUCAGCUUUAUUGCGACACCCUUGAUCAAUAUUUGUAUUAUUUCGACCGGGGCGCGCCUGCAAUUGCACCUAAGUUUAUAGUUUCGCUCGUCGAACUCAUCGCCUCCUCCAUCGACACAAUUACUUCGCCCUCGUCAUCCUCGUCAUAUCUCCACCCUUCACAAAGAAUAGAAGGUGUCGCGACACCCGACAUGAUCACUCGACACUUCCGCAAUACCCUUGCCUACAUCCACGGGAAGAAAACGGCGGAGAACCCAGGUCAAUGGGACGAAGUCGAGGUUGUUGGCGCAUUCCUCAAGAUGGACAUCACGCGGUAGCGUGAUCGUGCGUUCGUUUAUACGACGCGGUACUUAUCUUAAUGCCAGGUUGAAGAUUGGAUCAUUCGCGUGCUCUGUUCUAACUUGCUGUUGUUGUCGUUUUAGCUACUAUGUACUUGUGACAACUUCUUCUGGUGCCAUUAAAGCAUCAUGGUUUUUGUAUAUAAUACCUCACGAUUUCCACCUUUAUGCGGGCGCCUUUAAAUCCCUGGUUAAAUCUGCUUGGAUUUGGAGGCUCCCAAUCUGAAUUUGUGAAAAUGUCUUACGUAAUACGAUAAUCUUUCUUUCCUUU